Molecule: messenger RNA, 2365 nt
Organism: Ceraceosorus bombacis
Lineage: Eukaryota; Fungi; Basidiomycota; Exobasidiomycetes; Ceraceosorales; Ceraceosoraceae
Source: the annotation of a GenBank genome assembly
AUGAUCUCGCCCAUCACUGAAGGCACAUCGCGUCCUGAGCAGGCAAUCAAGCCUUCCCUUCUCGUCGGCCCUUCAUCCACCCCGCUGCGAUGGAUCAAGCGCAGCGUCAAUCACGACUGCAAGUCUGAUCGGGCAGCGCAGCAUUCCGAGGAGGUAUGGCGCGGCAUGGAGCUGGAUGAUGGUCAGGCAAAGAAUGUGCUGGUGUUGGGAGGCUCAUACGGUGGCAUGCACGCUGCCAGCGUCCUGGCACAAAAGUUGCCACCCAGCCAUCGCGUCAUUCUGAUCGAGAGAAACUCGUGAGUGGAGCGGUCGUGAGUUGCUGCUUUGCGCACGCACGGCACGGCACGGCACGGCACGGCACGACAGCGAGCCGAAUGCUCAAUGGCACAACGUUGUCCAUCUUUGCAGCCACUUCAACCACCUCUACGUCUUUCCUCGAUUCUCGGUCAUGCCAGGCAAGGAGCACGCCGCAUUCAUCCCAUACUCUUCCUUGUUCGAUGCCGCCCCGGCCAGACCGAGCGUGCGAGACCGCUGGUCGAGCGAGCAUCAGCAGAAGCGACAGGCGCACGCAGCCACCAGUCGGGACCCGCACGGUCCGACAGGCGAUGGAGCUGCUCUGCUCGGCUUUGAGCGUAAUCCGCUGGGCGGGCGCGACCAAGCAACGCAGCGACAUGCAAACGCUGCUGCUCAGCAGGCAGGGGUAGCGUCCACACAGUGGCGAGACUCUGACGAACCUAUACUCCAAGCACAGCGCACCUCAACGCCAACGUCAGAUCGCUCAUCUCGCGCCACAAUCACAGCAUCCGACUCUGCCUCCACUCGCUCCAGCCCCGACACUGUCGCCACUUCUGUCGAUCGUAACGAAGAGAGCGACAUCGAGGAAGGGCCUCAAGUACAGAUCCGCAAACUCAAUGAGCGGGGAGAGGUGGAGCAGCAAGCUGAGACGCUAGUCACCGAGUGCGACGUCUCUCAAGAGUUUCGACAAUCUCACGCCCAUCAAGUGCUUCAAGCUAGCGUCGUUAGCAUCACAGACUCGCACGUGGUGGUGCAGCCGGCGUCGCCCGCAAGUAAUGCAGCGCGAGAUGGAGAGCAGCCAACAGCAAAGCCGCUGUGGCAAAUUGAUCAGCGUUCCAUCCCAUACACCCACCUCAUCUACGCUCUGGGAUCCCAUCUUCCCGAUCCGCUGCGCACGCCUGCUCGCACAAAGCUGCAAGGGCGUUCCUGGUUGCAAGCCAUGCAAAGGCGCGUCGCACAAGCUCAUGACAUUGUCAUUGUCGGUGGCGGCGCGCUAGGCGUGGAAUAUGCUACGGAUAUCGCUAGCCUAUAUACGGGGAAAGAGGCAAAGAAUGUCACGCUGAUUCAUUCGAGAAAGCAGCUUCUGCCUAGCUUCGAUUCGAGGGUACACGAGGCGGCAUACGAGAGAAUUCUGGAGCUCGGUGUCAAUGUGGUGCUGGGAGAGAGGUUGGCCACCAGUGAGGGAUGCCCGCGAGGCAGCACGAGCAAUGCGCAGCAGCAGUCUUUAGCUCAGGACAGCGUUGGGGGCGGCGCUACCUGUGAGGGCGCACCUGCGGGGGAGGGUCCCGCCGCGGCUAGUUCGGGAAUGUGUCUUGGGGCAGGCCGCAAGCUGAUCAGGACCACGACGGGUCGCGUGCUAGAGGCGGACUUGUUGCUGCUUUGUACGGGCCAACAACCCUCGUCGCAGAUUUUGGCAGAGUUUAGUCCCACUUCCGUCGAUCCUACCAGCCGUCUGAUCCGCGUCACGCCUCACCUGCGCGUCGCUAGACCUGCAGAUGCUGCACCCGGUCCCGUCGAACCGAUCAACCCUUGCGGCGAUUGCGAUUGCUUUGUAGAUGGCAAAGCUCACACGGUGGACAAGCACGGCAACUUGUCUGCAGCGGCUCAAGUCGAUGCGGACAAGGAAGCUAUCCACAACGUCUAUGCCAUAGGAGACUGCGCCGAUGCGUUUGGCGCCCUCAAUGCUGGCUAUCAAGGUGAGCGCCUUGCCAAGAUCGCCCAUGCAAGCGCAGGCUGACCACCGUUUCUUUCUCUCUGCUCAGCUUGGGCGAUGGCUGACGUAGCAGCCGAAAAUAUACUGCGGAGCAUUGAACAUUCUUCGGGCUCAUCCGCGUCCACAACGGCCAACUCCGCUUCGGACACGCAACGGUGGCAGAGCUUUACGCCUGCACCGACUAUGCUCAAGCUCUCAUUGGGUUUGGGCAAGAUGGUUUUCCAGGGUGCGCCAGCUGCUGACCUAGAGACGGGCGAGAUGCGACCUACCAUCGAGAUCAAGGAUGAUCCGCAUGACCUGGCUGUCGAGGGUGUUUGGGGAAUGGCAGGUCACCACACUAGAGAUUUGUAUUUGUAG